UGAUGCCUCCGUUUAACAACCAGCCACAAAUGGGAGGAAACCCUGGAUCGGAUAUGCCACCUCGAGACGGUAUGAUGCCACCCCCUGGCGGCAUGAUGCCUCCGUUUAACAACCAGCCACCAAUGGGAGGAAACCCUGGAUCGGAUAUGCCACCUCGAGACGGUAGGAUGCCACCGCCUGGCGGCAUGAUGCCUCCAUUUAACAACCAGCCACCUAAUGGCGGCAUGAUGCCUCCGUUUAAUAACCAGCCACCAAUGGGAGGAAACCCUGGAUCGGAUAUGCAACCUUCAGAAGGUAGGAUGCCUCCACCAAAUAUGCAACCACCUCCUGGCGGCAUGAUGCCUCCAUCAUUCAUAAGGAACAUGAUGAAUUUGCUAAAGAAGAAGAGCGCAUUUUUAAACAAGAUUUAUGAGAGGCUAACGAACACAGACAAGAAGAAAAUAGCCAGCGACUUGGCGGACAUAUUCCAAACUAUUCGGAUAGAAAAAGAGGGACAGCAGUAAACCGAUGUGAAAACAGAACUGGGCACCAGGCAAGGACACACACAUACUUAAAAUAUCGUUACUUACGAUGUAGGCUGGUAAUACUGAAAUUAAACGUUAUCGCAUUCUU
Messenger RNA from Gigantopelta aegis, 612 nucleotides. Its product is annotated as 41 kDa spicule matrix protein-like. The transcript has 2 exons. The coding region runs from base 3 to 503 and encodes 166 amino acids. The record is from RefSeq and is a predicted model, not a curated record. NCBI's taxonomy places the organism in Eukaryota, Metazoa, Mollusca, Gastropoda, Neomphalida, Peltospiridae.